CACGAACUCGUCUGACACUUUUUACAGGUGACAUCACCAGCGUAUUGACGCGGAUUAUGUGAGACUAGCGCACGGUGUAAGGCUAAUACACUAAUGCCAGCAAGCCAGUGAAGUUACAGAUGGGCAGCACCUCCAGCAUAGCCAAGCCAGAGGCAGCUGAAGUUGAUCCAGAUAUGUUCAGGUCAAGUUCCAACAGGCAGCCAAGUACAGCACUGGCUACAGCCUCUACACCACCACCUCCACCUCCACCACCGCCAGUCCAGUCUAGUUCAGGUGACAAAGAUAAGAAGUCACACCUUCAAGAUGGAGGGGCAGAUGAGGUGGAUGCCCCAUUGUAUGAUCCCAAAUCCAAAAGAGACGUAUUUGGGACAUUGGUUGCAGACCCUAAGGUUGUUCAAGAGAAAACACCCGAAGGAGGAGAAAUGAGUGAAGCAAGUGUAAAAGUGUUGAAGUCUAUGAAGGAGAAGCACCCUCAGUUAGCGGAUACUUUUCAUAAGCAGUAUCAGUUUGUGUCUGUACUUAAAGGUGAUCUACUACUUGAAACAGAAAGAAAUUAUUUGCAGAAUUCAGCUGAAACAGAUGUCACGAUGAUGUUUUUGAAUGAGACUGACAUUAACAGAUCACACAUGGCUGAUUUCUUUGCUGAAAUUAAUGCAGCCAGUGUCUUUUAUGAUUCAUACAGAGCCUUAAUGACUAAAGAAAAGUUGGAGUACAUGACAGACAGUAUCCUGGAGGGACGGAUUACUAAACCAGAGAUAAUGUUCCUUGUUAACCUCCGGGGUAUAAUGUGGAAUUAUUCAGAUGCAAGUUCACUGUUUGCGGAGAAACUUGGCAGCACUGGAGUGUUUGAAGACCUUGUGAAAGACCUUCAGCACAUGAAGGAAGGGGACCUGGGUCUUUCCUUUGAGUCCUGUGUUGGCAUCCUUCACAAUACAUCCAAGAUUCUAGCAAAUCGGCCAUUGCUGCGAGCACAGAAGACCGGCCAACACUUGCUGCCCUUCCUCAAAUGUCAGAAAACAGCGGUAAAGAUGUUGACGUUACUGACCUUGUCGUAUGUCCUUGAUGAGUCCCAGAAUGACCUCCUCCUGGCAGACGAUAGUGUCUUUGACUUCAUACUUAUCAUGAUCAAGCAGGCCUGGAAGACCAAGGAACAUCGGUAUAAUGGUUUCAGUGUUCUUGAGCUGGUGGACGGAGUGACAGGACUGGCCAAGAAUGAUGACAAUAAGAAGUUGAUUGCGAAGAAAGGUGCGGUGGAGACAAUGAUGAAGAUUAUGAAGGAUGGAAGUGAUGAUGAGAAGUUGGGUGCUGUCAAAUGCAUCUGGGAGCUUUCCUUCGACAAUGACAACAGGAAAUCCUUUCAUGAGAACGAUGAGCUGAUGACACUGCUGAAGUCUCUCAAAAUGUCAGACAACAGGAAGUUAUCAAAAGCUGCUGGUGGAGCAUUAUGGGAAAUACAUUUAUACAGCGUAGACAGGGCCGUGAAUGGAAAGGCUGGAGCACAGGAUGGAGGACAGGGGGGAGGACACAUCAUGAUCAGCUACCAGUGGGCUGACCAGAAGAAGCUGCUCCAGGUGAAAGAGAUACUCCGAGGUCAAGGCUACAGUGUGUGGAUGGACGUAGACAACAUGGGAGGCUCUACACUCCAGGCAAUGGCGGAGGCUGUGCAGAAUGCCGCUGUCCUUCUCGUCUGUAUGUCAGAGCGCUACAAGGAGAGCCAGAACUGCAGAUCAGAAGCAGAGUAUGCUUUCUCCCUCCAGAAGACCAUAGUGCCUCUCCUGAUGCAGCGUGCGUACAAGCCUGAUGGCUGGCUGGGGAUGAUCAAGGGGACAAAACUCUUCUUUGACCUUAGUGGCAAAUAUGAAUUUGAAGGAAAGGUCAAUGAACUCAUCAAAGAACUAGGAGACAAGGGAAAGACUUCAAGUCAUGGAAUAGUUGAUGAGACUAAGAUCCCGGUGAUCCGAGCAGGCCCAGUGGAUGCUGGGAAGGGUGCCAGUGUCACAGACUGGUCCAGUAAAGAUGUCCUCAACUGGCUGCACAAAUCCAAAGUGACCAUGAAUGAGAAUCUGAAGAAGUUGACAGGAGAGCAAGUUGCCUUUCUGCGUAAACUGUCACACAGGGCUCCAGAAUAUUACUUCAGUUACAUUGAAAGAAAGCUCCAUCUUGAAUCUCUGGACGAUAUGAUGCACUUCAGCAAUGGACUUGACAAUCUCUGAUUGUGUAGUCAGCAACAUACCACAUAACGAUCGAGCUCCAUCUUUAAUCUCUGGACGAUAUGAUGCACUUCAACAACGGACUUGACAAUCUCUGAUUGUGUAGUCAGCAAAAUGCUACACAGUGAUCAUAUGGACUCUGAAACAACUGGUGUUAUAGUCACCAUUUUUACAUAUUGUAAAUAUUUCAAGGAUGAAAACCAUCAGGUGUGUUUUUUAAUCCUUGCUACCCAUCCAAAAGUGGCAACUUUGAAUCAUGGAAAUUAUGUCAUUUAAACAUUUCACUGUCAGUGAGUGAGUGAGUUCAGUUCUACGCUGCACUCCAUAUACUACUAUUCCAGCUAUAUAGCGGUGGUCUGUAAAUAAUCGAGUCUGGACCACAUAAUCCAGUGAUCAAUGGCAUGAGCAUCGAUCUACGCAACUGGGAACCGAUGACAUGGUCAACCAAGUCAACGAGCCUGACCACCCAAUCCCGUUAGUUGCCUUUUACGACAAGCAUGGGUUACUGAAGAUCAAUAUUCUAACCCGGAUUUGAACAACAGGUGAAAGACAUGAUACAAGAUUUGCACCGUAAAAAUACCCUCUAGUGCAUUAUGGAAACUGGACAGUCAAGAUACAUCAUAUUGAUCUAAAAAUACCUUCUUGCAUUUAACUCAUCCUUCAAAGCCAAGAUACAAUUAAUUCAAUGUAACAAUACCUACUCAGGUAUAAAUGAUAUUCCAAAGUCUAGACAUAGUUAUGUCAAUGUAAAAGAACCAGCUUGGGUUUAAACGAUACACUGAAGUCGAGAUACAACUUUUUCUGAUGAAAAUAACAACAUACGUUUCAAUUAUAAUCCGAAGUCAAGAUACAACUUUUCAUCGUGAAAUUUGAAGUCGAAGCAAAUGUGAACUUCAUACAUGAGUGCAGGAAAAUUCUCAAUAUGGCACACAUCAACAAUGACCAAGCAUAAUAAGUUAUGAAAUGAAUUUAUGUAAGUUAUAUAAGAACUCUUACAUUUCCAAAUUCAUUACAUUGUGUGGAGUUGAGGUGGGUUUUUUCAGAAAUAUAUCCAAAAUAUGUUCAUUAUUACAUUUUUUAUACCAGUCUUCUGUACAGAUAAUGUGUGAACUGAUAUAGAUUAAAGAAUUUCAAAGAAUGAUAAUAAAAAUAGGAACAAGAUUGGCACAAUAGUAUUUUUUAACCUUCGUUCGUGCGGGGUCGAUUGUUACUUGAAAAGAUGAGUGAGUAAUGUUUAUAGCCAAAUGUUGCCAGUACGGUAGGGUUUCAGCUGCAUAGCUUCAAACCCAGAUUAUGAUGAACACCUACCUGCCUAGAAUAACCACCUGACUCAUGAGAGCAAUAAAUUACAUUAUCAUAUCUACAUAUAGAGUAGACAGAGCUGGUAGCAGGGUAGGCAUUUUAAUAGGUUUAUUUAAUGUUGGAAUAUAUUAAUAUAUUUGAAAUAUUUUUUGCAAAACACUAAAUUGCACUCAAGGUAUGAAGUCUCGAUCAAUAUGUCAGUAUGCAUUGGAUUUUUGUUCCUGUCCCCUGGGCUAUACAGUUGUUAAAUAUAUACAUGCAAUGAAUGUUCAAGUUGAUGCCCGAUUGUUAAUGUGAAGGUGUGACCCACAGCCGCUAUGUGUCAUAAAUAUGUAUUGUCUUGACAGGUACAUGACUGGUACUCAGUGGAGUUGUGCCCCUAGGGCAUAUGGAUGAGUUUUUGAGGGGUUGUGGCUGAUUUUGCCAUGGAAUGUGUAUGUUUGUGUUGUUAACUGAAUCAAUACAGCUGUGUGUUCUAAAUAUCUAACAGCAUGUGAUGUCAGCCAGAGACAAGGUGCAGCCAUGGACAUCAUCGUGUCUUUGAUUGUGGACAAGUAGUGCCCUGUGUAAUGUGCACUGAGUAAUGAGCUCUGAUUUCAAAGCCAACACCAGUUAAAAGAUCAUCCGUGUCACAUGGAGUGCCUGAAUAAUCACCUGUUCUUUGUGAUCAGAGUUCAUGAUGUGGCCAACAAUUAGAUUGAAAACUCGUUCUAUUGGACCUGAAGCCAGCUUUGAUAUAUUUGGUUUAUGUAGAAAAACAUGUGAACAUGAGCACAGAUGGUCCAUCCCAGAACAUUGUAAUGUGUUGUUGGGAAGAUGUUAUCCAUGCUGUUCAGGAUGUUCAUCGGUAUUGUCUGCAUAUUACAGCUACAACUACAGUUGUAUAUAUACCACAGAUCACAAAUCAGGUGAAAUUAGAGCAAGACUGGCAGCAGAUGCAUAGGCAGCCAUAUUGCUGAUGUCAUUUCUCAGAUUGUUUUCUGACUUUGUACAUAGCGGGCAGCUCCAAGAUUGAAAGUCAAACCCUGUUGUUUGAAAGACAAAAUGGCUGUUAAGACUGUGAUACUCUUUAUGUUUGCAUGUUUCAAUUAUAAUUGGAAUAAACUUAUGCAAGAUU
Molecule: messenger RNA, 4629 nt
Organism: Haliotis rubra (blacklip abalone)
Lineage: Eukaryota; Metazoa; Mollusca; Gastropoda; Lepetellida; Haliotidae
Exons: 12
Coding region: 120-2213 (697 amino acids)
Biological process (GO): signal transduction
Source: RefSeq, a predicted model, not a curated record